This is a messenger RNA of Sphenostylis stenocarpa, 1884 nucleotides long. The record is from the annotation of a GenBank genome assembly. Lineage: Eukaryota; Viridiplantae; Streptophyta; Magnoliopsida; Fabales; Fabaceae.
AUGGCUCUCUCCAAAGCAUCCUUCUUGACGCACCUCAGAGCCGUGGCGAACCCUCGCCGGUAUCCUCCCUCUUCCCUCUCCCUCCGCAUGCUCUCGUUCUCCUCCCCGGAGGAAGCUGCGGCGGAGCGCCGCCGACGCAAGCGGCAGCUUCGCAUGGAGCCUCCUCUCUCAGCCCUGAACCGCACGCAAACCGCACCAAAAACCCAACAACAAACCCCCUACUACCUGAACCCUAACAACCCGAAGCUACCGGAACACGUGUCCGCCCUCACCGGCAAUCGGCUGAACCUGCAUAACCGCAUUCUCACCCUCGUCCGCGAAAACGACCUCGACGAGGCCGCUCUCUACACGCGACACUCUAUCUACUCCAACUGCCGCCCAACCAUCUUCACUAUCAAUGCCGUCCUCGCGGCACUCCUCCGCCAAUCCCGCUACGCAGACCUCCUCUCCCUCCACCGCUUCAUUACCCAGGCCGGCGUCGUCCCCAACAUCAUCACUCACAACCUCGUCUUCCAGACCUACCUCGAUUGCCGCAAACCCGACACAGCUCUCGAACACUACAAGCAGUUCCUCAACGACGCCCCCAUGAACCCUUCCCCAACCACUUACCGUAUUCUCAUCAAAGGCUUGGUCGAUAACAACAAGCUUGAGCGUGCCAUGGAAAUUAAAAGCGAAAUGGACUCUAGAGGUUUUGCGCCUGACCCUCUUGUUUACCACUACUUAAUGUUGGGUCAUGCUAGGGUUUCCAAUGGUGAUGGCGUUUUAGGGCUUUAUGAGGAGCUGAAAGAGAGGUCGGGUGGGGUUGUGGAUGAUGGGGUUGUUUUUGGUUGUUUGAUGAAAGGUUAUUUUAUUAAGGGGAUGAAGGAGGCUAUUGAUUGUUAUGAGGAGGCUUUGGGGAAGAAGAUGAGUGCUGUGGGUUAUAAUUCGUUGCUUGAUGCGCUCUCUAAGAAUGGGAGGUUUGAUGAGGCGUUGAGGCUUUUUGAUAGGAUGAUGAAGGAGCAUGAACCUCCCAAAAAGUUGAGUGUUAAUUUGGGUAGCUUUAAUGUGAUUGUGGAUGGUUAUUGUGGUGAAGGGAGGUUUAGGGAGGCGAUUGAGGUUUUUAGGAGGAUGGGGGAGUAUCGGUGUAGCCCAGAUACUUUGUCCUUUAAUAACUUGAUUGAGAGGUUGUGUGAUGAUGGGAGGGUCGUCGAGGCGGAGGAGGUUUAUAGGGAGAUGGAGGGGAAGGGGGUAAAUCCUGAUGAGUUUACUUAUGGGUUGUUGAUGGAUGCUUGUUUCAGAGAGAAUAGGGCUGAUGAUGCAGCUGUGUAUUUUAGGAAAAUGGUGGACUCAGGGUUGAGGCCUAACUUAGCUGUUUACAAUAGGUUGGUUGAUGGGUUGGUUAAGGUGGGGAAGAUUGAUGAAGCCAAGGGUUUCUUUGAGUUAAUGGUAAAGAAGCUCAAGAUGGAUGUUGCUAGCUAUCAGUUCAUGAUGAAGGUGCUGAGUGACGCGGGGAGGUUGGAUGAAAUGCUUCAGAUUGUUGAUACGUUAUUAGAUGACACUGGGGUUGAUUUUGAUGAAGAGUUCCAAGAGUUCGUCAAGGUUGAGUUGAGAAAAGAAGGGAGAGAAGAUGAGCUGACCAAGAUGAUGGAGGAGAAAGAAAGGCUCAAAGCUGAAGCCAAAGCUAAGGAGGCCGAGGCAGCCGAAGCUGCCAAAAGAAGUGCUAGGGCUGCAGUAGCUUCCUUACUUCCAUCCAAGUUGUUUGGAAACAAGGAAACGGAUUCAGAAUCUAAGUCAGAGGGUGAUAUUCAACCUCUCAAUAAAGAGAGCUCAGAUUAUACUGCUUCUGAAGCAGCGUUGACAGAGAAAACGACUGAAACUGAGGGUGAUAGAGCAAGUGAACAAUGA